AUAGGUUACGUGGCUUAUUUCUCCGAAGUAUUCGAAUUACUCCCAAGAAAUUCAUGAAAUUCAUUGGAUUGGAUAUUGGACAUGGGAAACCUCAAACUGUCAGCUUCCACUGGUAAAUAUCACUGAACAAAACCAGAAAUGUUUCCGAGAAUGAGAGUACAAAGAAUUAUUUGCAGAAGUUUACACACCUCUUUCUCCUGUAUUGCAUGAAAGUAGUUGUACUUGGUUACUGUGUUCAUAUGCAUCACUUCUUUCUGUUUCUACAACGCGCUGACCUAUUUACAUUCAGCGGGAUAUUUGUAUGCUGUUCUAGAGAAGUAAAUUAUUUUUUGUUAACAUGUUCAUGGUAAUUCUCCAAUGACUUACUAAUUCCACCCCGGAAUUCUGUAAAAUAAAAUUUCUACACAUUUUUGUUUGCAAAUAUUUCCUCAUUGUCGUCUUCAUAUGGUCAAUGAGUAGCUAUAAAUAGCUUCGGGCUUGUUGAAGAAUGCUUGGGACAGGCUUAGGGGCCUUGCCCCACGUUCGGCUGUGAGCCCGAAGAUUUUUGCCCCGACAAUUCUGCAGUAUCGUAGUGACUAACAUCACCGUCGAUACUGCUAGGUAGCAUGUAAUUCCUGUGUGUGUGUGUGAAGCCUCACAUUCAUCUAUCUUUUAAUAAUGCUUAAUUUACAAGCAUGUGGUCUCUAUGCUGCAUUAUUCUUACACUUGUUUAACAGGUCACAUGCUCAUAUUUGUCAUGUUUUACCUGAUUUAUUUUACAAAUUAUCCUCAAGUUGAUGGAAUCAGCUGUGCUUCCGGCUUUCAAGCAAACAACAAUAGUAUCAGAAGUAGAAAGUGUGCUACAGGUUUAGAGCACUGUUUGAUCACCCUCAGUCGUGAAACGGUCAGUCAAACAUAUGAACUACACAGCUUCGAUUGUUGGCCGUGGCCAGAAUUGGGAAAUAAAUGUCCUAAUGUUAGUGGAGUAUGUCAUGUUCUACAUAGAUCUAAAGAUGAUUUGCAUAAAACUUGCUGCUGUUACGGUCAUAUGUGCAAUAAUGAGACUCUUGACAUCGUUCCAACAUCUGAAGAUAUAGGUGAAUUUCAUAAAAAUGGUCUCGGUCACUUUGGUUUGCGAGUGCCUGGUCGUGAUUCAAACGUGAUUGCAGCUCUUCAGGAUCUUUUCAACUCAGGCAUCGUUUCUUCUCUGAAUUCAGAUUCGUAUGAAGAUCCUUCAAAAGAUCGUUUACUGGUCUCUUCAUUACGAAUAUUUGUCAUUUGUGGAAUACUUCUUUCAACUGUAUGCACAAUUAUUCUAAUUGUGUUUUGUUUAUCCCCACGAUAUAAAAAAGUUAGAAUGAAAAUUUUCUUCCCUCGCAAUCACUCAUCAUCUUCACAAUACUAUCAAAAUGGAUUAGAUAAUCGUGUUCGUAGGACACUGCCAUUAAUCGAUUGUUUUCAUUGUCCAAAAAGUUCGUCUUUCAAGUCAUCUUAUGCCGGUGAUUGUGUUAUAACUUAUCCUGUUCAAAAUUCAGAAGUUACACAUCAUUGCAUUUCUACUAGUGGGGAUAAUCCGCCUAAAGGUGGUUCAUAUACUGAAUCAAUCGGUAGUGAAUUUGUAUUCUGUGAUAUAUCGGAACGUGGAUCAACUACAGUUACAGAAAUAGCUAAUUUACAGCUUGUAGCUAAAUUUUGUCGAAAAGAAAAAUUAAUUGGUCGUGGACGUUUUGCUGAAGUAUGGCUUGCCAGUGUCCCUUUAUCAGUAAUUACUAAUCAAAUAAAAAUGACUCAGGAUUUUCUACGUCUUUUAAAUAAUCAUGAGAACAAUCAUAGUAGUAAUGGGAUAAAAUUGAAUCAAUCAACUAAUGGAUCAGUUCUGGGGAAUAAUUCAAAUGCUAAUUCAUCUUGGCAUUUAUUCUGUUGUCAAUCAGAUAAUAAUAAUAAUAAAAUGAAAAUGAUAUCUAGUGAUACAAUGAAACGAAAUAACUCAAAUACAUCAUCAUUAUUUCUUGAAUCUCAUACUCAUAUUCCUAUGGAUUAUUUUUACAGUGUCAAAAGUGACUCUUCUCAAUCGAAAAUCUCAUCUAAAGAAUGUGCAGAAGCAAAAGGUAUGCAUCUGAAUGAAACUACCUCGCCUUUAUUAUUAUCAACAACUGAUUCAUCAAUUAAUCUACAGGGGAAUUCAUCAGUUAAUGAUGAUCAUUCUGUUAUUGAUGAACCUUCUAUGCCUGUGGCUGUGAAAACAUUCACUUCUAGUGAAUAUGAAUCUUGGAGAACAGAAUUAAGUAUUUUCAAGGCUAUUCAUGCGAUAAACAGACGAUUUUCUUCUAUUACACCCUCUCCAUCUACUAUUACUACUACUAAUGCCGCCACUGCUGCUGCUGCUGCUAGUACAACUACUCCUACUUGUACAAUUGGCGGCAUAAAUUCAUGUGAUGUAAACAGUAUCAAUCAAAUGUUGAAACAUAUUGGACAUCCUAAUAUUGUUUUAUUAUUGGGGGCAGGAUCGGUUCAACUGUGUCAAUCUUCGCUUACAGAAUAUCGUUUAGUAAUGGAAUUCGCCUCAUCUGGUUCAUUACGUCAACUUUUAUCAAAUGGUAGUUGGUUAUCAUUUAGACGUAUCCUGAAAAUUUCUGAUGAUAUUGUUCAAGGCUUGGGAUUUCUUCAUAGUGAUUUGGUGAAUAAAAAACAAUUGAAUGGUCGUACUAUUAUCUUUCCUAAAUAUCCAGUAGCUCAUCGUGAUUUAAAACCAGAGAAUAUAUUAAUCCGUGAUGAUGGUAGUGUUUGUCUGUCAGAUUUUGGUCAGUCUAUUUGUUUGGCAGAGAUUCCACCGAAUAGUCCAACAUCGAAUAAUUCUUGUAGAACAUCAUUACAAGAUGUAUUGACUACAACAUAUUCAGUUAGUUCAGCAUUGGAGUCUUUGCCAAAGGCUGGCACUUUAAGAUACCAAGCUCCAGAAAUUAUUGAUGGAGCUAUCUCCUUCACCGGUUGGGCUUUAUUACGUACAGAUAUAUAUUCCUUAGGAUUAAUUUUAUGGGAAUUGCUAACAUCUGUUCGUGUACCUGUUGAUUAUGAAAAAUUCCCAGAAGAAAAUUGUGAUGAUAUCAAUGAGCUAGACUUGAAAUUGAUUGACUCUGUUCCGAAUAUGACAACGUCAUCGAUUAGUUCUGAUUUCCAUAUGACAAAUGAUGUACACCUUGAUUUCAAUGAUUUAAAUGAAGACAGGGAUUAUCACACGCCGGAGCAUAGAAAAGCAAAGAAACGGCAUCAUUGGCUACCGUAUGAAAAAGAACUAGGAUCAUUUCAUACUUCAUCUGCUGCUUUACAACAAUUGGUUUGUUUAGAAAAAUAUCGUCCAAUAUGUCAUCCAUCAUGGUGUCAUUCAUCUUUGAUGACAAGCUUCUAUCGAACAAUCACUGAAUGCUGGGAUCAUGAUCCAGAAGCACGUCUUACAGCAGAUUGUAUCUUGAAACGUAUUCGUUCAUUAAACGCUCAACUGGUGAAAUCUAAAAAUUCAGUAUAAAUGAUGGGGUGGGGUGUGUGUGUGGUGGCGGAAAGAAAUGACACGUUAAAAAAAAAUUAAUUUCAAUUAUAGCUCAGGAUUUAAUGAUACACAUACAUUAUAUAUAUACCCAACACAAUAUUAAAAAUAAUGACAAAGUCAGGAAUAAUCUCGUGAUCAACCGUCAUUCACUUACUCACUCACCUGCAUAUAUAUAUAUAUAUAUAUAUAUAUAUAUUAUGCCAAUGUCUAUAUUAUCAAUAUGUAUAAUCAUGAACAUAUGCCAUUACCUAUUUCUCAUCAAUCAAUAUUCAUUCCAUAUCAUAUAUAUGACAAUGUUAGUUGAGUUUCCUCUUUGUUUUCUUUAAUUAAGACAUUCCUUUCUCUUCUUCUUUGUGUAUUCUUAGGCACCUGUUAUUGUUACCAUUACUAUUAUUAUUGUUAUUAUUCCUCUCUUAUCCAUUUUGCGCAGUACACACAUGAUUAAUCUUUUCCUUUUAGUUAGUAUGUAGUUGUCUCUUGUAGUAUCACAGUGAUUCAUCAUCGUCAUCAUUAUCAUCACUAGAACACUAAACUAUAAUGGCUACCUCUAGUGUAAAUUUGUUUGAAUUUUAUUAUUUGUAACUAUUAUUAUUGUUGUUAAUACUGUUAUUCUCUCAUACCUAUGUCAAUGGCAUAACUAUACGAAUAUUCUUAUACGCCACCUCAUAGGCGCAGUUAUGGUGCUCGCAUCCGCAUGAGAUCACGUGGGGAGAGAGACAGGGGGAGAGAAGGGUGCAUCGUCUGUCUCAGGGUUUAUUCGAUGCACUUGAUGAUGAUAAUAGUAUCUGUUGUCUUAAUAACCUUUGAUGUGCUUCAUUCAACAGUGUUCCUUCCUUGUCAUUUUAUUUUUCUUUUUUGUCCGGCUAAUGUUUUUAUUCAAUCUUUGAACUUUAUCUCGUUUAUCCUUGUUUCGAUAUAUAUACAUUACUCAUGUUUUCAUUUGAUUGUGCUCAAAUCUCUAGUCAUACUUUACUCUCUCUCUCCCUCUCGAUAGAUAUAUAUAUGUAUAACAGAACAAAAGGGAAAUCAAGUACCUUGUAUCCUUUCAUCUGGUUAUUUCCUGCCGAAUGCUUCAUUUGUGAAUAAGGUUUUUAAAUCUUUCUGUUUCUUCACAGCUUAUUUAUUUUCUUUGAGAUUUUCAAAUAGAAUGCAAUCCUCCGACAAUUCUUGCCGGUAGUUGCAUUUUUAUUCUCUUUUUUGGCUGUUGUUACCGUUAUUAUUACUAUUAUUGUUACUAUUAUUGUUAUUGUUGUUGUGAAAGUUGAAGUUUUACAGUUGGUUAUAGGAACUGAGAAAUGCAAUCACAGAACUCUUAAGAGCAUUUAAUCAUGAAAGUAUAUAUAUAUAUAUAUAUAUAUAUAUAUACAAGAAUAAUUUUAUCUCCUGUCAUGUAAUUAUACUACUGAUAAUAUUCAAUAAUAAUAAUAUUAAUAAUUUAUAACACGACUAUCUUUAUCCUUUUUUCUUUUUUUCAAUUGAUUCAGAAAUUGGUUGUUUGUUGUUGUUGUUGUUGUUUUUUCUAAAAAUUACUUAUACUUUACGGUUUUAAGUGAAUUCCACAAUUGUCAUGCUUUCAUUUUGCAUCUCACUCACUUAACAGAUGAUGAUGCUGCUGUCACAUUACACACUUUCUUGAUUCAUUGUUGUACUGAAUUUGAAUAGGU
Messenger RNA from Trichobilharzia szidati, 5187 nucleotides. The record is from the annotation of a GenBank genome assembly. Lineage: Eukaryota; Metazoa; Platyhelminthes; Trematoda; Strigeidida; Schistosomatidae.